AUGGGGGAUCGCUCUCAGGACACAGAGGCGGGUGUGAGCAGUGGUGGACGGAUCACCAGAGGGACAGCUCGCGCGCAGGCUGCUGCUAAUAUGAUCUCCCCUCCUGCUUCCACGACACCCCCGAGUGUACCCGCGAAGAAGACCAUAUUUUACCCGGAUAAUCUGGGCAACCAUUCACGAACGGACAGGGAUUCGGAGCCUGUGGAUGCAAAUGCGCUCGAUAAGGCCUUGAAAGAUCUUGAGGAUGCUGGGCGCCAGCGUGAGAGGACACCUGGGAUGAGCCCUUGUCGCAAACGGCAGCGGGUCUAUGGCGAUCGAUUCAUUCCAAAUCGUGACGGCCAGGAUUUGCAAGCGACGUACAGUUUGCUUCAUGAGGAUGGAUGUCCGACUACUCCUUCCAAGUCCAAGCGGCGCGCUCCGCAUUCUGAAUUGCAUUUCCAAAAGACGGAAGAAGCCAAUCGCACAUUCUCCCGAGUCCUGCGCAGUGAACUCUUCGGCAGCACCGUUCCUCAACCCGAUCUCGACUCCCUUCCAUCGGAUCCGUUGCUGGGCUUUGGCAACGGGAUCAAUGACAAGACUCGGUCCCACACACCUCCGGCCCACCUGAUAGGCAAUCUCCAUUCCUCUGGAAUCACCCCCUCAACUCCGCACAAGAACCUCUUCAAUUACGGCCCGACCCGUCCCGGAUCUGGUCACCCUACUCCCUCCAAGACUCCCCGAAGCGCCCAUGCACCCAACCUGAAUGUCCGUUCCGAGCUCUACAGUACCUCGCCUAUUCGUUAUGAGAGUCAGCGCAUCCUUGAAACCCCGCGGAAGCAGCCCCGAUACAUCAACAAGGUUCCCUUCAAGGUCCUCGAUGCUCCUGAUCUGCAGGAUGAUUUCUACCUGAAUCUGGUUGACUGGGGCAGCUCCAAUGUGCUGGGUGUCGGGCUAGCCAACUCCGUCUACAUGUGGAACUCGCAGUCUAGCCGAGUGACCAAGCUCUGUGAGCUGAAGGAUGACACCGUGACCAGCGUUAGCUGGAUCCAGCGAGGUACCCACCUUGCAAUUGGCACGGGCAAGGGUCUCGUGCAGAUCUGGGAUGCAGAGCAUUGUCGACGACUGCGAACCAUGGUGGGCCACACCAAUCGGGUUGGUGCUCUGGCCUGGAACGACCACAUCCUCACAUCCGGUUCUCGAGACCGCCUCAUCUACCACCGUGACGUUCGUUCUCCGGAUCAGUACCUUCGGCGGUUGUCUGGCCACAAACAAGAGGUUUGUGGAUUGAAGUGGAACACGGAAGAUGGUCAAUUGGCCUCUGGCGGCAAUGACAACAAGCUUAUGGUAUGGGACAAGCUGAACGAAACUCCCCUUUAUCGCUUCUCCGACCACUGUGCCGCUGUCAAGGCCAUUGCCUGGUCCCCUCACCAACACCAUCUGCUUGCUUCGGGUGGCGGUACUGCAGACCGCACUAUUAAAUUCUGGAACACUUCCACCGGCGCACUUAUCAAGGAGGUGGACACGGGCAGCCAGGUCUGCAACUUGUCGUGGUCCAAGAAUUCCGACGAGAUCAUCAGUACCCACGGCUACAGCCAAAACCAGAUCGUCAUCUGGAAGUACCCGCGCAUGGAGCAGGUUGUUUCCUUGACCGGCCACACGUUCCGUGUUCUGUAUCUCGCCAUGAGCCCCGAUGGUCAGACCGUCGUGACUGGUGCCGGCGACGAGACUCUCCGUUUCUGGAAGAUCUAUGACAGGCGGGCUAACCGUGACUCGCGCCGAGGGGUUAGCAAGUUUACGGAAUGGAGCACCAUCCGUUAA
This is a messenger RNA of Penicillium cataractarum, 1797 nucleotides long. Its product is annotated as WD40 repeat domain-containing protein. The transcript has 3 exons. Gene Ontology annotation, cellular component: anaphase-promoting complex. Gene Ontology annotation, biological process: positive regulation of ubiquitin protein ligase activity; positive regulation of anaphase-promoting complex-dependent catabolic process; anaphase-promoting complex-dependent catabolic process. NCBI's taxonomy places the organism in Eukaryota, Fungi, Ascomycota, Eurotiomycetes, Eurotiales, Aspergillaceae. The record is from RefSeq and is a predicted model, not a curated record. The coding region runs from base 1 to 1797 and encodes 598 amino acids. Gene Ontology annotation, molecular function: protein binding; anaphase-promoting complex binding; ubiquitin ligase activator activity.